This is a messenger RNA of Boleophthalmus pectinirostris (great blue-spotted mudskipper), 3225 nucleotides long. Its product is annotated as progestin and adipoQ receptor family member 3-like. The record is from RefSeq and is a predicted model, not a curated record. Gene Ontology annotation, cellular component: membrane. The transcript has 8 exons. Gene Ontology annotation, molecular function: signaling receptor activity. The coding region runs from base 387 to 1340 and encodes 317 amino acids. Lineage: Eukaryota; Metazoa; Chordata; Actinopteri; Gobiiformes; Gobiidae.
ACGUUUUAAUUCACUGCUGCUGCUGGGAUGCUGUGUUUGAUCUGAGUCAAAUGAGUAAUCUUACUUAAUAUUAACUUGCGAUCUGUGUAGAUAUGGCAUCACAGGAGACAAUCCUUCGGUAUUCGCGCUGUGGAUAAUGGUAGGUCCUUUCACCCAGUUUCUGCUUUCUCGGAAGUGAAAGCCUAAUAUUAUCUGUCAACAUUAGCACCUUAGCCAGCUGCUGCACCAAGGGGAUCAACCUCAUCACUGCAGUACAAUCACGAGGAGUUGGAAAAGGGGAAAGGAAUGUUGCAACUAACUAGCUAAACCAGUGUAUAUGUAAACAAUAGCAUUUCAGUGGUGAUGUAAAGCCUUUGUGUUCGGUCCUGGACUUGUGAGAGAUCCUCAUGAAAAGGAUGCUGCUAAAGGUGCCUCAGAAGCUGCUGAAAACUGCCCACUACAUCGAGCUGGGCAGUUAUCAGCACUGGCCCGUACUCAUACCUCAGAGGAUACGACUGUACACGUACGAACAAAUCCCUCCAUUCCUCAAGGAGAACCCCUACAUCACCGACGGAUACCGGGCCCACCUGCCCUCCAAACUCUGCCUCAAGAGCAUUUUCAUCUUGUCCAAUGAGACGGUGAACAUCUGGAGCCACCUGCUGGGCUUCCUUCUCUUCUUUUCACUGGCAGUCAAUGACCUGUGCACUGUGUUGCCCUCCUCCGGAGCCAACAGAGAGGACUAUGUCAUCUAUGCCAUUGGGUUAUUCUGCUUCCAGGUGUGCAUGCUGUGCUCGGUGGGCUACCACUUGUUCUCGUGCCAUCGCUCAGAGAAAACCUGCCGACGGUGGCUGUCGCUGGACUACGCAGGGAUUUCAGUGGGCAUCCUGGGCUGCUAUGUUCCCGGGAUCUUUUACGCCUUCUACUGUGACGCUUUCUGGCGACAGGUCUACCUGAUGACCGUGCUGUCCCUGAUCCUGGCUGUGUUCUCAGCUCAGGUGCACCCUCACUAUCUCAGCAAUGACUGGAAGAGAAUCCGCAUGGCCAUCUUCUGCUGUGUGGCCGGGGUCAGUGUGGUGCCUGCCUGCCACUGGGUCUGCCUCACCGAUGGACUAACUUCUGAUAUCGUGCAGCUGUUUCUGCCUCGAGUAUUAAUCAUGUACCUGAUCGCUGCAUCGGCUUUCCUCUUUUACGUCACAAAGAUUCCUGAACGUUACUUCCCAGGCCAGUUGAAUUACCUGGGUGCCAGUCACCAAGUAUGGCACGUCCUGGUAGUUCUGAUGUUCUACUGGUGGCAGACGGCCGUGUACAUCAUGAGGUUCAGACACAGCCAGCCGUGCCCAUCCCAGAGGAGGAGCAGCUAAGUUAAGUCAACAUAUCACAUCUCAUACACUACCAGUCAAACGUUUAGACACACCUUUUCAUGUGUUGUGUCUUUAUUCUUAUGCCUAUUCACAUUGUAGGCAUUACAGCUGUGAAUGAACACAUAUGGAAUGUAGUAAACAAGAAAGUAUUUAAUAAAUCAAAACAUAAUUUUUAUUUUUUAGAUUUUUCAAAAAUAGCCAUCCUUUGCUUUGAUCACUGUUUUGCUCACUUCUGCUAUUCCACUGAUGGACCCUGACAAGGCACACACCUGUGAAGUGGAAUCCAUUUCAGGAGACUUCAUCAUGAAGCUCACUGAGACAAGGCCAAGGUUUUGCAAUGCUGUCAACAAAGCAAAGCGUGGCUGAAGCAACUUGGGUUCUUUUUAAAGACAAUACAGCUGGAGAUCCAUUUACCUCAUUGACAUGUUUGGGCUGCUAGCUAAUGUGUAAUGUGUGAAAGAAGACACAAUUGACGUUUUUUAAUUAGUAAAGGGUGGCUUAUUUGAGGAAUCUGAAUCUAACAUAUAAAUCAUAUUAUAUUAUUUAAAAAUAUAGGGUUAUUUAUUUAUUUAUUUAUUGCUACAUCACAUUGAAGGUGUGUCCGAACUUUUGACCUUGUAGUGUACAAAGCCAACUGAUUGUGUAAGAUAAGUGGAGGCCAGUAAUAGCAUGAAAGUAUUGGUACAGAUUCAAGGUCAGUAUUGGUGAACCCAAUGAAUAUUCCACAAAAUCUGAUAACUCGAGCACUGAACAAAAUGGAAAAUACAAAUCAACUUUAUAAACAAUGCAUGAAUUGAAAUAUUAAUGUAUAACGCAUAAACCUUGAUGUUUUAAUCUUUUAUUUGAUACUGCAUUUUUGUACAUAUCGAACAAUAUAUUUUCAAAAGGUGAAGAAAUCAGUUUUGCCUGAAUUUUUGUGUGGGAGUUUGAGUUGCAGGUACAAAUGACAAAAAACUGGCAUAAAACUGAGAAAAAAGAUAUAGCUUUAUGGCAGUUGAAGAGUAUAUAGUGGCACUUACUUAUAUCUGUCCUGAAAAUAAAAUUGAUAUCACAAUCACACAAAUAUGGAACAUUUAGGCAUGCAAAUGUAAUGGCCAACCCUGCUAGUCAAUGAAAUUGUCAAUGAGGUUUUGAAUCAUUUUAAAUAGCCAUGAGGUUUGGGUGUUUUUGUUUUGUUUUUUUGAACGUCAAAGCCCUCAAAAUGUCAUCUUUACAUAGGAAACUGAAAUCUACGAAUGCAUUAAGAGAAGACUAUCUACAUUCUCAACAUAUCUAAUGGGACAUGGGACACAGCAGUUAACCUAGCAUUUUUUCAUCUAUACAUGGAAUAUAAGAAUUCAGUUGAAUUCUGAUGAAACUGUCACAUAAGAAAGUUGUCCACUGACUGUAGUUCACUUCACUGUAGACAGGUGGCAUUGUCAUCUAUUUUAAUUGCUGUUGAAGGGGAAAAUGAGCAGGGACUGCCCAAAUCUAUCAUGUUCUUGGCUUUAGGAUCAUGGGGCUGAAUGUGCUGGUCAUGAAUCUCUAAAGAAUGAUUUUACUGUAAGUUUUAUGCAUGUUCUCUGCCUUAUUUCAUGUUUGUACGGGUGUAAAUAAUAUACAAUGUGACUGACUUGUUUGGAAUUACUGUUACACCACUUCUGAUGAGCCGAAAACCAACAACCAGGUGCUACAAGAACAAGACGUUUAUUUUGACUGUGUGAAAUCCUAUUGGUUUGACUCUCAUGAACUGCUUGAAUCAUUGUUUUUGUGCUUUUGUUUUUGACUGGUGAAAUGCUAGCACAUGAAAUAUUCACAUAGGAUAAAGUAUAAUAUUUAUUGGAGUGCCUAUGUAAAAAUCUAUUUUUAAAUACCUGGGGAUGAAUAAAGAAGAAUGCUGUACAUA